This is a messenger RNA of Sphaeroforma arctica JP610, 1303 nucleotides long. RefSeq lists its product as hypothetical. Lineage: Eukaryota; Ichthyosporea; Ichthyophonida. Bases 86 to 1303 code for a protein of 405 amino acids. Gene Ontology annotation, molecular function: polynucleotide 5'-hydroxyl-kinase activity. The transcript is spliced from 7 exons. Gene Ontology annotation, biological process: tRNA splicing, via endonucleolytic cleavage and ligation. The record is from RefSeq and is a predicted model, not a curated record. Gene Ontology annotation, cellular component: nucleus.
AGCACUCAAAAAGGAGUACCGGUUCUCCGGUGCGAAGAUCGGGGUGUUCACAUGGUCCGGGUGUGAAAUCAAGUGUGUGGGGGAUAUGGCAGUUGUAUACACCUCCGACUCGACACCCAUGGUCUCGUAUAUUAACACACAUGCGGCGCUUGAGCAACGGCGAACCCUGGCCGAAGAAGACCUUGAAAACAAGCGCAGAGGUCCCAGGUGUAUGAUCGUAGGGGCUGCAGACGUGGGCAAGAGUCGUGUCAGUCAGACGCUUAUAAACUAUGCUGUGCGCCGAGGCAGGAAACCUUUGCUGGUCGAUUUGGACUGUGGCCAAGGGGCUGUGACUGUACCCGGGACUAUUAGCGCGGCCCUCUUUGAACGUCCCACCGAACCAGAGCUGGGUAUGACCAAUUCCACCCCCCUGUGCUAUCACUAUGGAUGCACAACGCCGGAGAGAAAGGAAACACACUAUAAAUAUAUCGUCGAAGCCUUGGCAAAAGGCUUAGAUGAACGCUGCUUAAAAGAUGACAAGGUGAGGAGCGCGGGCUAUAUAAUCAAUACACCGGCGUGGGUCACGGGGAAUGGCACUACCCUGCUGAAACAUAUGGUUACAGCCCUCAAAGUAGACGUAAUUUUGGUGCUCGACCACGAGCGGCUGUACUCAGAACUCAGUCGAUGGGCAGCAAAAGAGAACGAAAAGCACGCACAGGCCGUGGAGCAAUUAGUGGAGAAGGAGCAAGCAGAUAGGUUGAAGGACGCACCUGCACCCGGCACAGAGGACGCGGGGGCCAGGGAUAAGGACUACUUUGAUAAGUAUUAUAAUAUCGAACUGGUCAGGCUCUCUAAGUCGGGCGGGGUGGUAACGCGCCCAGAACCAUACAGGCACGACGAGCGGUCUGCACAAAUCCGGCAGUACUUUUAUGGGCAUCCAGUGACGAAAGACGACAAGAUAAUCGGGAGCACGUUAUUCCCGCACUCCCUGGUCGUGCCGUUUGACUCUGUCAAGGUCUUCAAAAUUGGAGCACCACCGGUCCCCCAGUGGUGUUUGCCGGCAGGCGAGGACCCUACCAAAAACGAAACACAAGCAACGCCCGUAGAACUGACCCAGGAACUAGCACAUUCUUUGUUGAGCGUGUCGAGUGCACCAAUGAGCGAGGGGAUAGAUAUAGAUGCGAUAGUCAACUACAGCGUGCAGGGGUUUGUGUAUGUGACGAGCGUCAAUAUGGAGGAUAGUACGAUUACUCUGUUAUCCCCCAGUCCCGGUGGGUUGCCUGGAGAAGUGCUACUGAAAGGGGAGAUAACUUGGGUAGAAUGA